Neocloeon triangulifer is the source of this 675-nucleotide messenger RNA. RefSeq names its product ATP synthase subunit d, mitochondrial (gene ATPsynD). Gene Ontology annotation, molecular function: proton transmembrane transporter activity. Lineage: Eukaryota; Metazoa; Arthropoda; Insecta; Ephemeroptera; Baetidae. The coding region runs from base 84 to 593 and encodes 169 amino acids. The record is from RefSeq and is a predicted model, not a curated record. Gene Ontology annotation, biological process: proton motive force-driven ATP synthesis. The transcript is spliced from 3 exons.
GGCCUCUCUGCUCGUCCGUCCUCCAUAUUGGAUUUGCCGAAAAUUCAGUCAUUUCAGUCGGUGAUUCGAUCGGCUGAGCAAAAAUGGCAUCGAAGAGGAUCGCUCAGUCGGCGGUGAACUGGGCCGCCCUGGCCGAAAGGGUGCCCGAGAGCCAGAAGAUCAUGUUGUCGUCUUUCAAGUCCAAGUCCGACAAUUAUCUUCGACGGGUUCUUGCCAACCCUGAGGCCCCUCCUAAGAUCGAUUGGGCAUUCUACAAGAGCCGCAUUGCUUUGCCCAGCAUGGUGGACACUUUCCAGAAACAGUACGAAGCGCUGAAGGUGCCCUACCCUGCCGAUAACUAUUCAAGCCAGGUCGACGAUCAGGCCCAGAAAGCAUCGGCCAAAAUCAAGGAUUUUGUUAAGGAGUCCAACAGCCGUAUUGAGGCUGCUCAGGCUGAGGUGGCCAAGAUCAACGCCCUUCUGCCCUACAGUGAAAUGACCAUGGAGGAGUUCUACGAAGCUCAUCCUGAGCAUGCUAUUUCCGCUGCCAACCCCACUGCAUGGCCUCACCAUCCUGAAGAUCAGAAGGCAGCAGAGAAUGUCGAGCAUCACUAACUUGAUCGAUAGAGUGAAUGAUUGUACAGAGAAGUUGUUAGUUCCAGUGUAUGAAAUAAAACCGAAUUUGGUUCAACGUUAA